AUGACAGAUGUUGAUACUUCUCCACACUUUGGGUCUGAAUUGAGGGAUGCCUUUAAACCUGUCAAUGCCUGGGUGUCGAAUGGUAUUGCGUGGCUCGAAGAGGUCCAGCAGUUCUAUCGUGAACGAAGCGCUAUCGAGAAAGAAUACGCUGCGAAACUUACCGGAUUAUGUCGAAAGUACCAUGAGCGCAAGGCCAAAAAGUCGAGUAGCUUGAGCGUGGGAGAAACUCCAUCGUUGACUCCUGGAUCAUUAGAAUCGGCGUCAUUGACUACCUGGACUACACAACUCUCUGCUAUUGAGGCCGAAGCGGCAGACCGGGAUCGUUUCGGCUCAGACCUUCUUUUCCAAGUUGCUGAGCCUUUGAAGCAGGCAGCGGUGCGGUUUGAGGAACUCCGAAAAAACCAUGUUGACUAUGCGGGCAAGCUAGAGAAGGAACGGGAUUCCACAUAUAGUGAUCUAAAGAAGGUGAAGGGCAAAUAUGAUGGAGCCUGUCAGGAGGUAGAAAACCGACGGAAAAAAACGGAAUCUUCAUUCGAUCAUGGAAAGCAAAAGGCGCAAGUGGCAUAUCAACAACAGACUCUUGAGAUGAAUAAUGUGAAGAAUACGUACCUCAUUUCUAUAAAUGUAGCGAACAAACUAAAAGAGAAAUACUACUAUGAAUAUGUCCCAGAACUGCUGAAUGGAUUACAAGAUCUCAAUGAAACACGAGUGUCUAAAUUGAAUUCGAUCUGGAUGUUGGCUGCGCAACUGGAAAAAAACACUUUGACGAAAUGCGACCAACAUGUUUCCCAUCUGAUAUCUGAAAUUCCACGCAACGAGCCCUGGCUCGACUCUACAAUGUUUAUUCGACACAACAUGACAAAUUGGCAGGACCCUGCAGACAUGCAAUUUGAGCCAAGCCCUGUAUGGCACGAUGACGCCACGAUGAUCACGGACGAGACUUCAAAGGUUUUCCUCCGAAAUACCCUAGUGAAGAGCAAAGCCCAGGCAAAAGAGCUUAAGGCAGAGGCAGAUAAAAAAAGGAAGGAGGUCGAGAACGCAAAAAAGUUACGGAAAAACAUUCGUGACGGGAAGGAUAAUAGAGAUGAAGCAGAAGUUGUUCGGGCUAUAUUUGCCAUGCAAGAAGACCUUCACCUGCUGGACCGUAAACGAUUAACAGCAGAGGUUGAGAUAUCGACUAUAAUAUCGGUUGUCGGCGACUUAUCCUUUGGAGCUAAGAACCACAAUUUUCGAUCACAAACGUUUAAAAUUCCCACCAAUUGCGAUCUUUGCGGGGAGAGGAUCUGGGGCCUCUCGGCAAAGGGCUUCGAUUGCCGGGAUUGUGGCUACACCUGCCACAGCAAAUGCGAAAUGAAAGUCCCGGCGGAAUGCCCUGGCGAGCAGACUAAGGAAGAGAAAAGGAAGCUGAAAAUAGAAAGACAAGAAGCAGCCAGCUCAAGAGCUUCGGUUGAUAUUGCCUCACCCACCAAUGGGGCGUCGGAGUUACCUACACUGAGCCGCAGAGAUACUAUGAAUUCCCUAAGCUCAGGAUAUGCGGCCAGCGCAGCGCGCUCUGUAUCUGUACUCUCAACGCCACAAGUUGCCGAAGAAGGGCCAACGGAGCUUCCAGAAUCUGCUCCAUCAACGACCACGAAACCGGCUACUGCCCCCCGAAGAAACCGAAUUGUUGCGCCCCCACCCGCACAAUACAUCAGCGCUCCUCCUCCUCCAGCCGACCAAGGAGAGGCUGACGGAGGCGGCGGUGGAGGUGGGGGCCGCAGCCGUGGCUUAUCUGUAAAAUCUAACGAAGCUCGAGGCAAAAUGAUGUAUCCAUAUGACGCCAACGGCGAGGACGAAAUUACAGUUGAAGAAGGCCGCGAAGUUAUAAUUGUUGAACCAGAUGACGGAUCCGGUUGGAUGCGCGUUCGGGCAGGCUCCCGCUCCGGCCUCGUCCCAGCGUCUUACGUCGAAGUAAUUUUCACCCCACCACCAGCGCUCUCACCAAAACCCGGCCUCCCCGACCGCCCAGGAUCCACCUACUCAAACUCCAGCGCGUCCCUAGCCAGCAGCGUUGCGGGCAAACGACGUGGUCCGGCGGUGGCCCCCAAGCGCGGAGCGAAGAAGCUGCAAUAUGUAGUUGCGUUGUAUGACUACGAAGCGCGCAGCGAUGCGGAGUGGAGCAUGGCGGAAGGGGAUAGAUUUGUGCUUGUGAACCGGGAUAGUGGGAAUGGGUGGUCUGAUGUUGAGAAGGGGGGCCAGACGAAGAGUGUCCCUGCGAAUUACAUUGAAGAGGUGUAG
Histoplasma mississippiense is the source of this 2277-nucleotide messenger RNA. RefSeq lists its product as hypothetical. The record is from RefSeq and is a predicted model, not a curated record. Gene Ontology annotation, molecular function: protein binding. Gene Ontology annotation, biological process: regulation of actin filament polymerization. The transcript has 6 exons. Lineage: Eukaryota; Fungi; Ascomycota; Eurotiomycetes; Onygenales; Ajellomycetaceae. Bases 1 to 2277 code for a protein of 758 amino acids.